UGAAACCAUCACUCUCAAAUGCCAAAACCACAAUAGACGCUGUUUUCAUUUCCAAAUCAAUCCAUCCCUGGAAAUAGGGCAAACCACAGAAAAGAAUAAUGAUGGGAAUCUUUAUUCACAUGAGAAACGUAACCAAACGCUCCUUCCUUCUUCAACAACUAUCAUCAUCCAAUCCCACCAGAGAUUCAAAUUCCAUCGCCAAUUCCCCUGUUUGGCUACAAUCUCCAUUUUCCGCACAAUGCACCAGUCUUCACCAUCUCUCUAAGAUUAGGGUUUCCAAAACCUCUCCCUCAGCCUUCUAUAUAUCAUCUCCUUCAUAUUCAUCUUCUGCAUCAUCAUCGUCGUCGUACUCAAAGAUGGGACUUCUUGUAUGGUAUUUGGGUAAGCUCGAGUCUCGUCCUCUGCUCACUAAAAGCGUCACUGCCGCGUUUAUUUUCGCCGCUGCUGACUUGACCUCCCAGACGAUUACAAUGUCAUCUUUUGGUUCCUUUGACUUUCUAAGGACAUUACGUAUGGCUGGAUACGGGAUGCUUAUUUUAGGGCCAGCACAGCAUAUGUGGUAUAAUUUCAUGGGAAGAGUGCUACCAAAGCGUGAUGUAGUCACUACCUUGAAGAAACUUGUCGCGGGGCAGCUUACUUAUGGACCUACUGUCAAUGCUAUUUUCUUCUCCUUCAAUGCGGCUCUACAAGGUGAAAGUGGGAUUGAGGUUGUUGCCAGAUUGAAACGAGACCUUAUCCCAACACUAGUAAAUGGUCUUUUUUACUGGCCACUGUGUGAUUUUCUUACAUUAAAAGUUAUCCCCGUCCAUUUGCAGCCAUUGGUGAAUAGUUCAUUUUCAUACUUGUGGACCAUAUAUUUGACGUACAUGGCAAGUUUGAAGAAGCCGAGUGGUGAUUAGUUUUGGAGUUUUUUAAAUUUAGAUAUUCCUCAUCAUUUUUGCCCGGUGAAACCCAACAAGGAUAAAAAAAAAAAGGGCAAUAAACCAUUUAGCGGAGCCAGUUUUGAUUGGAGGAAAGGCCAAAGGAGUUGAACCUCUGCAGUUGCAGGUAAAUACAGUUUCAAUUUCCAAGGAUCGUGGUUGAGUUGUCAUUUUUUUUUUCCUAGUUGAUACCAGUUGUCAAAUUCUUUUUUCCUAAUUCAUUUGGUCUUAAAUUCUUUAAAAUUUCAAUUUAGUUUUGCCUUUGCAUCUAAAAAGAUACUGUGGCUGAAUUUUUUUGCUUAAAUUCUCAGUUCAAAUGUUA
Molecule: messenger RNA, 1242 nt
Organism: Cornus florida
Lineage: Eukaryota; Viridiplantae; Streptophyta; Magnoliopsida; Cornales; Cornaceae
Product: protein sym1-like
Exons: 4
Coding region: 99-899 (266 amino acids)
Cellular component (GO): cytoplasm; membrane
Source: RefSeq, a predicted model, not a curated record